This is a messenger RNA of Pangasianodon hypophthalmus (striped catfish), 3405 nucleotides long. It is a transcript of the gene dhx35, whose product is annotated as DEAH-box helicase 35. The record is from RefSeq and is a predicted model, not a curated record. Lineage: Eukaryota; Metazoa; Chordata; Actinopteri; Siluriformes; Pangasiidae. Gene Ontology annotation, cellular component: intracellular anatomical structure; catalytic step 2 spliceosome. Gene Ontology annotation, molecular function: RNA binding; ATP binding. The coding region runs from base 63 to 2162 and encodes 699 amino acids. The transcript is spliced from 21 exons.
CGCCCCCUGGUGGCUGUUGGCUUUUUAAAGUUUUGCUCGAAUAAAUGACGUAGUAUUUCAAGAUGGCGGCGCCCCACUCCAUCAUGAAAUUCUGGAAACCCGGGGCCGAGGCGCCGGGAGUGAGUGAGGAGAGGGAGCUGAACACGGAGCCGGGUGGCGCCGCUGUCAUCUACAACCCUCACAGCACCCUGUCUGUGGAGAAACAGAGGCAGAAGCUGCCUGUCUUUAAGCACAGGAACAACAUCCUGUACAUGGUGGAAUGCUUUCAGACCGUAGUGAUCCUGGGAGAGACCGGCUCGGGGAAGAGCACCCAGAUUCCUCAGUACCUCCUGGAGGCCGGAUGGGCUGCAGAGGGGAAGGUAAUCGGUGUGACUCAGCCUCGGAGAGUAGCUGCUACAUCGGUGGCCACUCGGGUAGCAGAGGAACGUGGAGCGUUUUUGGGGCAUGAGGUGGGAUAUACCAUCCGCUUUGACGACUGCUCAGAUCCUCAUGCCACCCGUAUAAAGUUCCUCACAGAUGGGAUGCUGGUCAGGGAGAUGAUGGCCGACCCGCUGCUGAAAAAGUACAGUGUCCUCAUGUUGGACGAGGCCCAUGAAAGGACUCUCUACACCGACAUUGCCAUCGGCCUUCUCAAGAAGAUUCAGAGGAAGCGGAGAGACCUGCGACUAAUCGUCGCGUCCGCUACACUGGAUGCCAAGAAAUUUUAUGACUUUUUCAACCUGAAUGAAACGGGAGACCCGAGCAAGGACACGUGUGGGAUCCUGACUGUCGAGGGCCGCACUUUCCCCGUGGAUAUUUUCUACACAGUCAGUCCAGUUCCAGAUUACGUAAAGGCCACCGUGGAAACCGUGCUGAAGAUUCACGAAGCCGAGGACGAUGGAGACGUGCUGGCGUUCCUCACUGGACAGGAGGAGGUGGAGAAGGUGGUGUCCAUGCUGCAGGAUCAGGCUCGCUCUCUGUCUCGCCACGGUAUGAAGAAACAUCUGCGCGUCCUCCCCAUGUACGCAGGCCUGCCUUACUCCGAGCAGCUGAAAGUGUUUGAACGGUUGCCACCUACUGUCCGAAAGGUGGUGGUCGCCACUAACAUCGCCGAGACGUCCAUCACCAUCAACGGCAUCGUGUUUGUGAUCGACUGUGCGUUUGUCAAGCUGCGGUGCUACAACCCCCUCACAGCCAUCGAGUCUCUGGUGGUGACGCCCAUCUCCAAAGCCUCAGCGUCUCAGAGAGCAGGAAGAGGCGGGCGCAACCGGCCCGGGAAAUGUUUCCGCCUUUACACAGAGGAAGACUUCGAGAAGCUUCCGGAGAGCACCGUGCCCGAGAUGCAGCGCAGUAAUUUGGCUCCGGUCAUCCUUCAGCUCAAAGCUCUGGGCAUCGACAACGUUCUGCGCUUCAGCUUCCUGUCUCCGCCCCCGGCUCAGACCAUGGUGCAGGCCUUGGAGUUGCUCUUCGCUCUCGGUGGUCUGGAUCAGUACGGGCGUCUGACCGAGCCGGCGGGGGUCCGCAUGGCCGAGUUCCCCCUCAGCCCCAUGUUCGCUAAGAUGCUGCUCGAGUCGGGAAACUUCGGCUGCUCCAAAGAGAUCAUCACCAUCGCCGCCAUGAUGCAGAUCCAGAACGUGUUCGUGGUGCCGUCCAAUCAGAAGAAAGCAGCUGCGCGUGAGCACAGGAAGUUCGCUGUGGCUGAAGGUGAUCAUCUGACCAUGCUGAAUGUCUACGAGGCUUUCGUGAAGCAUCAGAAGAGUUCGCAGUGGUGCCAGGAGCACUUCCUGAACUAUAAGGGUCUGCUGCGUGCCAUGACGGUCCGAGAGCAGCUCCGUCGCCUGCUGAACAAGUUCAAGGUUCCUCGAACCUCCAGUGAAGGCGACCCAGAUGUGAUUCUGAGGUGCAUCGUGUCAGGAUUCUUUGCUAACGCGGCUCGCUUGCAUCACUCCGGAUCCUACAGGACUUUACGGGAUGACCGGGAGCUUCACAUUCAUCCCAACUCUGUGCUUUACGGGGAGAAACCUCCGAAAUGGGUGGUCUUUAAUGAGGUGGUUCAGACCUCCAAGUACUACAUGAGAGACGUGACUGCGGUGGAAUCGUCCUGGCUGGUGGAACUGGCACCUCAUUUUUAUAAACAGGCCACGCACGGCUCUCUGGGAAGCAAACGGUCCAAAGUCUUCUGAAUUCAUCAUCCAUCGUGACUGGCUGCUGAACUACUGAUCCUAAAAUACUUGAGCGUGUACACACACACACACACACACACACACACACACACACACACACACCAUAAGGCAGCAGAACUGAGAAAAAAAUUCUCUGCUUAAAAGCAGCCUUGUAUAUACGUGUACGAUAUAUUUAAUUCUUCGUAUUCAAUUAAUUCGUCCACCAGCACAUGGAUAUGAACACGAUUUUGUCUUGAGGUCAAAGGUCAUUCAAGGGGCUUCCUUUUUUUAUUUUUGUAAAUUUUUUAUUUUUUGAGUUACCUCAUGCAUGGCCUAACUAGGGAAGUGAAAUAUCUUUAAAGGAUCCAUUUUUUUAUUCUAUGAUUUUUUUUUUUAUUUUUCAGAAAAGAGUGAUCUAGAUGAAUCUAAGAGCUUGGGGCGGAUUGUGCUGUGUUUCUACAUCACCCUGAGAUUUUUCUGGUUUUUAAAUUACACACCGGAUAUCUUUUUUUCCGUAGGAAUACAGUGUAGCUGAGAUUUAGUGGCCUUUUUCUCACCAUUAUGUGCCAAAUAUUAAACAUAUUUUAUAAUAUUAAAUAACGUUGCCAUUUUUACACCGGUGCCUAAAAAUGUGCUUUCAUUUAAAAUCACAGAAAUCCUGGAGAAUUUUUUUUUUUUUCAAUACUUACACAACAUUCCAUGCUGAUUUUCUGAAAUUCAUCAGAAAAUCAUUUGGAAAUAAGAUUUUUUUUUUUCUCAUUUUUUUUUUUUUUUACUGUGAAUUGAGCCACUUAUAAACAUUACGUUAUUGCCCCAGGGUAUAGUUACAAAAAACACAUUUUUGAAAGAGAGCACAAACAGAAAUGGUCAGUAUUUAGACAUCAACCUGCUUUCAUUUUAUUAAAAGUUACUCCUCAAGCUUAGUUACAGAUAUCUGCAUGAUGAUAAUAACGAUAAUAAACCAACUUAAUAACCUUGUGUAGUCAAGCUGUAGCUGCUGCUCAAGUCACGAUCGUAUUGUUCCAACAAUAUUACUCCAAACUCGACUUCCUGCAUGUUCACUUCCUCUCAGAACACUGUGAAAAUCUUACGUAGUGCGUAGUAGAUAGACACAGUUAAUCUCAGCAAUAAUCUUUAUUCGUAUGAUGAGGUGUGGUACGUCCUCGAUGAAACUUAAACUUCCUCCAGAUUUCCUUUCAUCUCAACGUUCUGUACGGAUAUGAAACAAAUGCCAGCCUCAAAUAAAUCUGAAUCUUCACACAAA